Messenger RNA from Melospiza melodia melodia, 1911 nucleotides. RefSeq names its product tryptophan 2,3-dioxygenase (gene TDO2). The record is from RefSeq and is a predicted model, not a curated record. Bases 74 to 1294 code for a protein of 406 amino acids. The transcript has 12 exons. NCBI's taxonomy places the organism in Eukaryota, Metazoa, Chordata, Aves, Passeriformes, Passerellidae. Gene Ontology annotation, molecular function: heme binding; L-tryptophan 2,3-dioxygenase activity; metal ion binding.
CUGCAGCAGGUUUGGGAACACUAUCAGGGUAUUUUCCCCUGUGUGCAGCUCAGCGAGUUUGGAUCCUGAAACCAUGAGCCAGUGCCCCUUUGCGGGGAAGAAUUACCUAUUUAAUUUUAGCAAGCUAUCUUUGGAAGAUGAAAAUAAUGACAAAUCUCAAGAAGGCAUAAAUAAAGCCAGCAAAGGUGGGCUUAUCUAUGGAGAAUACCUACAACUGAACAAAAUAUUGAAUGCUCAAGAACUUGAGAGUGAGAAGAAAGGGAAAAAAAUCCAUGAUGAGCAUCUUUUCAUUGUGACACAUCAAGCAUAUGAACUUUGGUUUAAGCAGAUUUUGUGGGAAAUGGAUUCUGUGCGAGUGAUCUUUCAAAAUGGUCAUGUAAGAGAUGAGAGGAACAUGCUGAAGGUUAUUACUCGAAUGAACAGAAUUUCACUGAUUCUGAAAUUACUUGUGGAACAGUUCUCAGUUUUGGAAACUAUGACUGCAUUGGACUUCUUUGAUUUCAGGUACUACCUAAGCCCAGCCUCGGGGUUUCAGAGCCUGCAGUUUCGCUUGCUGGAGAACAAGAUUGGAGUUCCCCAAAGCCUGAGAGUGCCUUAUAACAGAAGGCAUUACCGUGAUAACUUCAAGGGACAGGAUCAUGAACUGCUGCUUCAAUCAGAGCAAGAACCAACACUACUGCAACUUGUGGAGGCAUGGCUGGAAAGAACUCCGGGACUUGACUCAGAAGAAUUUGAUUUCUGGGGACAAUUUGAAGAGAAUGUUUUAAAAGGCCUAGAAGAGGAAUUUGCCUUGAUACAGGCCAAAGCAGAAUCAGAAGAAAAAGAUGACUUACUGUCUGAAUUCCAAAAGCAGAGAGACAUUUUACUUUCAUUGUUUGAUGAAAAACGCCAUGAACAUCUGCUCAGUAAAGGAGAGAGGAGACUGUCCUACAAAGCACUGAAGGGGGCCUUGAUGAUCUACUUCUACAGGGAGGAGCCUCGUUUCCAGGUUCCAUUUCAGCUUCUUACCUCCCUUAUGGAUCUUGAUGUGCUCAUGACUAAAUGGAGAUAUAACCACGUCUGCCUGGUGCACAGAAUGAUUGGUGGCAAGGCUGGCACUGGAGGCUCCUCAGGCUACCACUACUUGCGUUCCACCGUGAGUGACAGAUACAAGGUGUUUGUGGAUUUGUUCAAUCUUUCAACAUUUCUAGUGCCAAGACACUGGAUACCAAAGAUGAACCCAAGCAUUCAUAAAUUCCUUUACACAGCAGAAUACUGUGACAGCUCCUACUUCAGCAGUGAUGACUCUGACUAACCUGCCUUUCUGGGCUGUUGCUGUAAACAACCUCCUGACUUUCACCUUCAGUGGUGCUCCCAGCCAUUCCCACCAAGAUUGUGGGUGUGUAAAUAUGUAUUUAUGUAUGACAGCUUUGUGAAUAGAACAAUUGUCCUGUGGAAGAAAUUACUUGCUUGUAGAGAAAAUAAAUCUGUAUUGAGAUAGCCUGUGUUAAGAGUAAAAUGAUACCCCAACUCAACCCAGGGCAAAUUUAACUCUUGGCUGGCUUCUUAAAGCCUGCACUUAGAGAAAGGGAGAAAAGUACAUGCAGUUAUUAUGAUCAUGACUUAUUUGUACAUAUUUUUGUAUUUGCUUGUUUGCCUAAUGGCUGCUACUAAUUUAUGACUACUUAAGGAUAUAAUCAAUCUCAUCACCUUCAGAAGAAUAUUCGUUUCUGAGCUCUAAUGCAAUUUCAAAAAGAAUUUUGGGUUAAAAGUUUCCAAAGCUAGAUUCAAAAACUAAGUCCUGAAUCUACAGAAACCAAACCAUCCUGAACUUAUAAUACAUCAAGAAUCAUGUUUCUAUCUCUUUACAUGUGAAUGUAAAUCCCUUACACAUACUUAUUUGCAUUCCAAAUAAAGCAGUAUUAAAGCUCA